AUGCGGAUUGACAUGCAGACAGACAGACAGGCAGACACAUGCAGCCAGACUGACAGGCAGGCAGGCAGGCAGACACAUGCAGCCAGUCAGACAGGCAGCCAGACAGACAGGCAGACACAUGCAGCCAGACUGACAGGCAGGCAGGCAGACACAUGCAGACAGACAGGCAGGCUGGCAAAUACAUGCAGCCAGACUGAGAGGCAGGCAGGCAGACAAAUGCAGCCAGUCAGUCAGACAGACAGGCAGACACAUGCAGCCAGACAGACAGGCAGGCAGGCAAAUACAUGCAGCCAGACAGACAGACAGACAGACGAGCAGACACAUGCAGCCCGUCAGACAGACAGACAGGCAGACACAUGCAGCCAGACUGACAGGCAGGCAGGCAGACACAUGCAGACAGACAGGCAGGCUGGCAAAUACAUGCAGCCAGACUGA
Molecule: messenger RNA, 435 nt
Organism: Homalodisca vitripennis (glassy-winged sharpshooter)
Lineage: Eukaryota; Metazoa; Arthropoda; Insecta; Hemiptera; Cicadellidae
Product: octapeptide-repeat protein T2-like
Exons: 2
Coding region: 1-435 (144 amino acids)
Source: RefSeq, a predicted model, not a curated record